This is a messenger RNA of Malassezia pachydermatis, 3237 nucleotides long. Its product is annotated as arm repeat-containing protein. The coding region runs from base 1 to 3237 and encodes 1078 amino acids. The record is from RefSeq and is a predicted model, not a curated record. The transcript has a single exon. Gene Ontology annotation, biological process: protein import into nucleus. Lineage: Eukaryota; Fungi; Basidiomycota; Malasseziomycetes; Malasseziales; Malasseziaceae. Gene Ontology annotation, cellular component: cytosol; nuclear envelope. Gene Ontology annotation, molecular function: small GTPase binding.
AUGAGUCGUCUAGCGUUUUCGCCGAGCGCCCUGCUCGACGUCCUAGCUACGACGGCGCAGGCCAGCAAUGCCUCCACGCUGCAAAUGGCCGAUGCACAGUUGGCCGACUGGGAGGAAGAGUACACACUGUGGGAGGCGCUUCUGCAGAUUGCGCUGGAUCCCUCCGUGGUCGCCUCAACGACGAUCCUACCGGCGCUGCACCAGACAGUACGACAGCUCGCUAUUAUCCGAUUUAAGAAUGGGAUCGGCAAGUUCUGGCGAGCACGUAUUAUCAAGCAGAAAAAAGUCGUGAUCCCGCCAGAGGCGAAGGACCGAAUUCGUACGCGGCUGAUGGAUAUACUGAGUGAGCCGGAGCACUCGAUCGCUGUGCAUGGCGCGCUGAUCAUUGCACGCAUUGCACGCUUAGACUACCCUGACGAAUGGCCAGAUCUCGUCACCAAGUUGCAGGAGGCCAUCAUGGCGUCCAUCGAAGCGAUCCACCAGGCUGCAGCGCAAAGCACACUAGCGCAUACGGCGCGGGAGACCACGAUUCUAUUGCAUGCGUGCAAUGUUCUCCGGCAAUGCCUCAAGGAAUUUGAGUCGGUGCGUCUACUGGCCGGCCGCAUGCGCAUGACCAACCUUGCGCGAACGCUCCUGCCGAGUUUGCAGCCGGCGUUCCUGACGCUGUUCCAGGACACGUUUGAGACGCAAGACCCUGUGUCAUGGGCCAAUCAGCCAGGUGUAUGGGAAAGGAUCCGCGCGAGCCACCUCAUGCUCAAGGUCCUGCAUCGUCUCGUGCGAUGCGACAAUGGGAUCCUGGCCUCCAAAGUGUCCAGUGUCGAUCGGCCCAACUUGGCCUACGCCUUUUUCGAAUGCACGCCGUCCCAAGUGACAUGUAUCCUGCAACGCCGCACUGACCUUCUUACUUCGGCGCCCAGCGUGAUCCCCGCGCUGACGAAACACAUGGUCGGCUACGUGAAGCUGCAUCUAGACAUGGUCGCGAAGAUGCACAGCCACGUCGCGUCAUGGGCCGUGUGGCCGGAAGUGACGCAGUGGUACUGGACGAUGCUAUGUGCGGCUGCGCAGGAAGGCGGUGCGUUUACGCGCGACGAUGAUGAGAACGAAGCCGUGUACCCCUAUCGCUGGCUCGUGCUUGCGCUAUCGUUGGUUCGUCUGACACUGGGAAUCUGGAAGCGAAAUCGUCCCGCAGGCACGAUGUUCGCAGGCCUCCCUGGCGCCCAGUUUGAGCUGCAGGCGGUCGAUGUUCUUUUGGGUACCUACAUGCGUCUUACGCAGGCGGAUUUGGAGCAAUGGCAAGAGGUGCCUGAGACGUUUGCCAUGGAAGAGGCUCAGAACGAUACCGAUGUCGAUAUUCGGCCUACUGCUGAACGCUUGCUUCUGGUGCUCACGCAGACAUCGCGUCGGUCGGGCUUUGAUGGCGCGCAUACCAUUCCCAGUGUCGCUGAGUACGUAUGGGCCAAGUACGAGGAAACCGCACAGUGGCCUGCCACGCUGGAGGCUGUCCUUGCACGUGAAGCCGUAUAUACAGCGCUGGGUAUUUGUCGUGAUCAGCUCGAUGGAGAAAUUGCCGAGGAAGGUGGGCAUCCCUCGGAUCGCAUGGCCGCUACGAUUCGCGAUCGACUGAUUCCCGAGGCGAAGAUGGAGGCAGACCCCAUCUGGCUUAUUGUACGAAGGCGUAUUGCGCGACUCUUAUGGGAGUGGAGUGAGUAUGUGCAGACUGAUACUCGUACGAUGGCAUACGCCUUGCUUGUCGAUCUCCUGCGUGAGGCGCCUGGCCGGACGGAUGCAGCUGUGCAGCUGGCAGCGGCGAAAACGCUUGCGGCGAUCAUGGACUCGGUGGAUUUCAGCGAGAAAUUGUUCGAGCCAUACUUGGGUGAGGCUCUUAUGGCACUGGUCCACAUGCUUGCGGAUCAGUUGACGGAAAUGGACAACAUUCGGACGACAGCUACGACCUUGGCCAUUUUGAUUGAGCGUGUAGGCGCCUUGAUUGAUCCUUAUACGGCGGGUCUUUUGGACAUGAUUGCCCGUUUGUGGGCCCUGCCUGACCCCGAAACGCGAUCCAAGCCGAGUGUCCUGGAAUGCCUCGACAAACUGGUAUGCGCAAGCUCAGAGCGAUUGCGAGACAAUCCGCUUCUAGAGCAUGUCCACACACUGGUGGCGCGCCUUGUUCGCUCCUGCUUGGAGCCUGAGUUGUCGCCGUUGAUCGGGUACGAUGGUCUCUUGUUGUGGGCUCAUGCCCUGCAAUACACGCCGCAGCUCACUGCACCACUCUUUGCGCUGGCUGAGCUAGCGCCAUCGCUGGUCACACAGCCUGACUUUGCACCGGUGGUGUGCCAGAUUUGGGAAGAUUGUGCGUUGCUGGCGUCCAAGGACUUGCUGCACGUCAGUGGGCCUUUCUACCAGGCGCUCACGCAAAUUGUAGCAGACCCGGAGUCGCCGAUCAUGAUGUCGCCACUGCGUGCGAUUGCUACGCACUUGCGGUGCCUUGAUGAGGAAGGCUUGCAAGUACUAGCGGAUCUACUUACGUCCACGGAGCUCGGCGUAGCCAUCGUCCAGGGUCUACGCCGUGAAGAAGACUUUGCGCUGGGCUCGCACUACGCCCUCGUAGCAGCACGUAUGGCGUUUGCCCUUCCACCGCAUCGGUACCUGGAUAUGGUCAAAGUAGCGAGUGUCAAAGCGAAUGCGCCCAUCCAAGGCGAAUUGGUCCUGACCAUGCUCAAGUGGGCGCGAAUGUCGCCCUUGCUGCGUGUACAAAAACUGGUGGCCUUGGCGUUGGCCCAGUCGAUUCGAUACAUGACCCCAGAGGAUCUGGGCGUCGCAGGGACGAUCCACGAGGUGAUGAGCUACUGGAUGGAUGUCCUAGGCGAAGUCGUGGAAGACGAGCAAGGCAACUCGGCAGUGUAUGAACGAGAAGACUCACCGGAUCGUGAGUACGAAAUGGGCGAUGCCGAUGAAAUUGUCCUCGCGAACAAUCUCGCUGUGGAGUUCGCGAUUGACACCUCGCGGAACAUGCGAGUCGAAGCCAUGCGCCGUCGGGACCCUAUCGAGACGGUGCCGUUACGUGCGUUUAUUGCCGAAGCGUUGAAUACGGCGUUGGCCAACACAGAAGGCACCCAGGCCGGGGAAAUCGUUCGGAGUCAUGUACAGCAUGCCGACCCGCUCAUCCUAGAGACACUGCAUGCGGAUCUGCGCCAACGACCCGCCUCUAGUACAUCGGGAAUGAUGUAUCAACGGUAG